Messenger RNA from Exaiptasia diaphana, 3148 nucleotides. RefSeq names its product NHL repeat-containing protein 2. The coding region runs from base 75 to 2252 and encodes 725 amino acids. The record is from RefSeq and is a predicted model, not a curated record. Gene Ontology annotation, molecular function: protein binding. The transcript is spliced from 9 exons. Lineage: Eukaryota; Metazoa; Cnidaria; Anthozoa; Actiniaria; Aiptasiidae.
UCUACACAGAUGUGACCACAGAUGUCAAUUUUGAUAUAAUUUAAAUAUAUUUUAAACUCUCUACUCUUCCAAUCAUGACGUUAACAGAUCCUAAACUUGCUAAGAAGAUCGACGAAGUCAUCGCCGAAAUUAAAAGCGCAAAAUCUGACGAAGAAGUGAACAGUUUGGUCAAGUCUUAUUUAGAUGCUAUGAGCAAUGAAUCGACAAAAAUUCCCGACUUUGAUGAUAAUCUAGAGUGGCUUAACUGCAACAAUCCCCUAUCUUUCAAAGACCAGCUGCGUGGCAAGYUAUGUGUACUUGAUUUCUUUACGUAUUGCUGCAUCAACUGCAUGCAUAUUCUUCCAGAUUUAGAAUGUUUAGAACACAAACAUUCUGUAGAAGAUGGAGUGAUGAUAGUUGGUGUCCACUCGGCAAAGUUCGACAACGAAAAAGUGUCUGCAAACAUUUUAAGUGCAAUCAUUCGAUAUAAUAUAGAGCAUGUUGUAGUAAAUGAUUCUGAAGCAAAGAUGUGGCAUUCUUUAGGAGUUGCAUGUUGGCCUACUUUGGUAGUUGUUGGACCUUCAGGAGAGAUAUUGCUGUCACUUGURGGGGAGGGGCACAGGGACAUUUUGCUGCAAUUUAUUGGGUCAGCAUUGCAAUAUUACUGUUCUAAAGGUCAAAUUAGUCAUCACAAGAUUGAAACAUCCCUAGCCAAAGAUGAAAUUCCUAAAACUAGUCUAUCAUUUCCUGGAAAAAUUUGCACUGAUGAAUCUGGUAAAAGAUUGGUUGUCUCAGAUACUGGACACCAUAGGAUCCUUGUCCUCAGCAAAGAGGGUGUUACCCAGAAUGUGAUUGGAGGAAAAGCUAGUGGAUUUAAAGAUGGCAGUUUUCAUGAAGCACUUUUUCAUUCACCACAAGGUGUUGUUAUAAAAGGUGAAAUGAUCUAUGUUGCAGACACUGAAAAUCAUGCAGUCAGAAAGAUUGAUUUGGAAGAUGGUACAGUGAGUACUAUUGCUGGAACAGGACUUCAAGGUAUUGACAAGGAGGGUGGCUCUCAAGGUCAASAGCAGUGUAUAAGUUCACCAUGGGACAUUGUYAUUGGUCCCCCUCCAGGUUCAAAAGGUGAAAGCAACAAUGAAAGUGUUUUGUAUAUUGCAAUGGCUGGCACACAUCAGAUAUGGGCCCUUUACUUGAAAGAUGACUCUUGGCUCAAGGGAGGCUCKCAUAAAGCUGGCACYUGCAUUCGUUUCGCGGGAAGUGGCGAAGAAGCAAACCGUAACAACAGUUAUCCACACAAAUCCUCAUUUGCACAGCCGUCAGGUUUGGCUUUGGCGUACUUCAAAUCAUCAUGGACUUUAUUUCUAGCUGACAGUGAAAGUAGUAGCAUUCGCUCGUUGGAUAUUGCAACUGGAGCGACUAAAGCAGUGGUUGGUGCUGAUAGAGAUCCUAAUAAUCUGUUCGCGUUUGGAGACAUGGAUGGGAAAGGAGUGGACGUAAAACUUCAGCAUCCUCUCGGUGUUACUUGGAACAAGUACAGYCAGGAACUCUUUGUUGCUGAUUCGUAUAACCAUAAGAUAAAGAAAGUUAAUCCUCUGGAUAAGACUUGUACCACACUACUCGGUAGCGGUCAACCCAGCCCAGAGAUUUUAGACGAGCCUGGYGGGUUGUGCAUCAGUCCAUGUGGACAGCGGUUAUACGUAGCAGAUACUAACAACGGUGUCAUUAGAAGCAUUGAGUUAGMAAAUUCACAAAUGACACAGAUCACCUUUGUUGAUGUGGAAAGUCGUAYGAACACUCUUAAGAAACCAAGAGAGCAGACAGAUGCAGGAUCCGUCACGCAACRAKUAGUGAAACGUAUUACAUCAACGAAAACGCCUGUCACACAACAYGAURCAGUCAGCGUCACRUCAUAUGAAGGUCUUGAAGUGACGUUAAACAUAACUAUGGGACAUGAAUGUAAACUGAAUGAAGAUGYGGUUAGUAAAUGGCAGGUUUCUUGGAUCGAAACGGGAAAUUUACAAUCRCUACAGGAUCAAAGUUGUUUCACACCGCCUUCAGGAGUUUUCAAGAAUGAUUUGUUAUCAGCAGUAACUAGAGUUGCCUGGCCCGAUGCUGCUUUGAAGAUAGUCAAGCUACAGGUCGAGGCGGUGUUCUACUAUUGUGAGCCAAGUGGAACCUGUCGUAUGGAGGGACUGGUAUAUCAUAUACCACUGACUGCAGGGAACACUGAGGGGCAAGAUUCAUUGGUGUUAAAUCAUACGUUAUAUGAAUGAGCAAAAUGGGAACCUCUGCUCUCAGGGUACACUCCAGGAUAGAACUAGUUCACUGGUGCUAAAUCAUACGUUGUAUAAAUGAGCCGGGAACCUUCCGUAGCGAGAGACUUCCGAAUAUAUCACAUAUCACUGAUCGUCAGGAACCCUCCGGGACAGCAUUUCCAGGUGCUAAAUCAUACGUUACACAAAUGAGACUUGUCCGUCACCUUCAUAUUUUACUGAUUGCAAAGAAAGUAGAAUUAAAAUAAUGUGAUAUUAACCUCUCAGUUUUGUAGUAAACAGGUUAUCCAUAGACUUUUGUAUGCUAAUUUCUAUUGCUAAUACAAAUAUUCUGAAUCAUAUGCGUUCGCAAAUGUUGCAUGGAUGACAUGAUUUCAAYAGUUUAGRUCCGAUGCUGGAUGGAAGAAUUAGGGGACUAYUUCUUGAGGACUUGAUUUUUUUAUGCUUUGUUUGUUAUUCUGUUUUCGACUCGGGAGAACUGUAACUAAAACAUGCGCUAUGAAGCCAGUUUUCCAUGGACUUAAGUCUGAUUCAUCGGUARAUCGUCACGGCGUAAAAGCAUGGAAUGGGGAGMAGGAAGUGAAGAGAAAAAGAAAAUAAAUGAWGAAAAAGGAAAAGCAGAAAGAAAUGCAAUCUCGAGCUCAAAGUAGAAAGACAGUCGAUAGCAGGCUUUGAAUGUUUUAAUGAUACUAAUUACUUUCAAUAUUGCCAUUCUUUUUCACUUUACUUUUUUGUCUGUUAGUAUUGCUUGCCAGGAUUGGCACAUGCAGUUUUACAUUAGUGUUAUUUCUGUUUGCAAUCACAAUCUAAGUACGAACGUUGAAAAACAAUAUUUUGUUUGUGCACCAAAUUUAUUUUUAAAAGCCAUAUUGGAAUACAGUUUACACAAUUCCUUA